This is a messenger RNA of Filobasidium floriforme, 878 nucleotides long. RefSeq names its product thioredoxin-like protein. The record is from RefSeq and is a predicted model, not a curated record. The transcript is spliced from 3 exons. NCBI's taxonomy places the organism in Eukaryota, Fungi, Basidiomycota, Tremellomycetes, Filobasidiales, Filobasidiaceae. Bases 17 to 805 code for a protein of 262 amino acids. Gene Ontology annotation, molecular function: oxidoreductase activity.
AUCUAUCCACUUUUCCAUGUCCACUCUCAGCUCGAUAGCAAAGCGCCAACUGAGAACACCUACGAGAAAUAUGACUACUUCAGUCGCUCACAAGAUCAAGGUCGACAUGGUGUCAGACGCUAUCUGCCCAUUCUGCUUCAUCGGUUACAAGAACUACAACCAGGGAGUAGCUCUAGCCAAACAGAAAAACCUCGAUCUCGAUCUCGACCUUGAAUUUAAGCCAUUCCUCCUGGACCCCACGCUCACGUCGGAGCCCAUGGUCAAGCGAGAUAGAUACGCUCAAAAGUUUGGAGGCAAAGAGAGGGUGGCUGCUAUGGAGCAGCAGAUGGUCCAGCGAGGGAAGGACGUCGGAAUCAACUUCUCGUACGGCGGCACGCUCUCACGGACACACGAUUAUCACAGAGUCAUGGCCCAUGCCUAUGAGAAAGGUGGCGAGCCUCUUCAGCGCAAAGUCGCCGAGUCAUUCUUUACCGGCUAUUUUGAGAAUGAGCAGGAUCCCGGUCAACGCCCUUACCUUGUUAAAACGGCGUUGGACACGGGAGUCUUCGCGUCAGAAAAGGAAGCCAACGACUUUUUCGACUCGUCAGCUUUCGAUAAAGAGGUCAACGCUGGGUACCGGCAAGCCAAGGAGCUCGGAGUCUCUGGUGUUCCAUUCUUUGUGCUGGAUAACAAAUACGGAAUCAGCGGGGCUCAGCCCCCCGAGGCCUUCUUGCAGGUUUUCGAGCAGCUGAGCAAAGAGAAGAAGCCUCAGCCCGAACAGCUAGCUGACGGCGGGGCUUGCGAGGUCGGCAAAGAGUGCAGCUGAGUUGUACGUAGAUCAGAGCAUAGAUCUGAUAUGAAGGAAGACGCAAUGCGAAUGACGGGUAGCGGAGUUCAAU